Messenger RNA from Canariomyces notabilis, 1368 nucleotides. RefSeq names its product glycoside hydrolase family 7 protein. Gene Ontology annotation, molecular function: hydrolase activity, hydrolyzing O-glycosyl compounds. The record is from RefSeq and is a predicted model, not a curated record. Gene Ontology annotation, biological process: carbohydrate metabolic process. Bases 1 to 1368 code for a protein of 455 amino acids. The transcript has 5 exons. Lineage: Eukaryota; Fungi; Ascomycota; Sordariomycetes; Sordariales; Chaetomiaceae.
AUGAUGCCUAGACUCGCCGCCUUUGCCGCCCUCAUGGGGCUGGCCGCCGCGCAGCAGGUCGGCAAGGAGACGACCGAGACGCACCCCAAGAUGACGUGGCAGAGGUGCAGCGCCGGCGGGUCGUGCACGACGGUGAACGGGGAGGUCACCAUCGACUCCAACUGGCGGUGGGUGCACGACAAGAACGGCUACACCAACUGCUACAACGGCAACUCGUGGAACUCGACCAUCUGCAAGGACCCCCAGGGUUGCGCGUCGAACUGUGCCGUCGACGGCGCCAACUACGCCGGCACGUACGGCGCUUCGACCAGCGGGAAUGCCUUGACCCUCAAGUUUGUCACCAAGGGGGAGUAUUCUACCAACAUUGGCUCCCGCCUGUACUUGAUGGCUAGUUCUUCCAAGUAUCAGAUGUUUACUCUGCUUGGCAAUGAGUUUACCUUUGAUGUGGAUACUUCGAAGCUCGGAUGCGGUCUCAAUGGUGCUCUGUAUUUCGUCUCCAUGGACGAGGACGGUGGCGCUUCCAAGUACCCUGGGAACAAGGCCGGCGCCAAGUAUGGUACUGGCUACUGCGAUGCGCAAUGCCCGCGUGACUUGAAGUUCAUCAACGGCGAGGCCAAUGUAGGCGACUGGAAGGGGUCGUCCAACGACGCGAAUGCCGGUGUGGGGAAAUACGGUUCUUGCUGCACCGAGAUGGAUAUCUGGGAAGCAAACUCCAUCUCAACCGCCUUCACUCCCCACCCCUGCACCACGGUCGGCCAGCACCGGUGCGAGGGCGACGGCUGCGGCGGGACCUACUCGAACGAGCGGUACUCCGGCACGUGCGACCCGGACGGCUGCGACUUCAACGCGUACCGGCAGGGGGUGCGCGACUUUUACGGCCCGGGCAUGACGGUGGACACAACCAAAAAAAUGACCGUGGUAACCCAGUUCCUCAAGGGCUCCGACGGGCAGCUGUCCGAGAUCAAGCGGUACUACGUGCAGGGCGGGAAAGUGAUUGCCAACGCCGAGAGCGCCAUCGAGGGCAACCCGGGCAACAGCAUCACGGCCGAGUACUGCCGGGCGCAAAAGGUGGCGUUUGGCGACCGCGACAUCUUUGAGGAAAAAGGCGGCAUGCCCCAGUUCAGCAAGGCCCUCGCCGCGCCCAUGGUCCUCGUCAUGUCGCUGUGGGACGACCACUACGCCAACAUGCUCUGGCUCGACUCGACCUACCCGACCGACGCCAGCCCGGACGAGCCCGGCAAGGGCCGCGGCACGUGCGACACCUCGUCGGGCGUGCCGGCCGAGAUUGAGGCCAGCCAGGGGAACAACCAGGUGGUUUUCUCAAACAUCAAGUUUGGUCCUAUCGGCUCGACUUUCAAGCAGCCGUAA